AGAGGCGAAUAAUGUUAAGGAACAUGAGAUCUGACACACCGAUGGGUAGCCCGACCUUGUUUUGGGGUCUGAUGCUGUCUGUCUUCACUAUCUGCAUCUGGUCCACAUAUGGAGAAAUCUGUGGUCCGAGUAUCGACAUCCGGAAUGAGAUCAGUGAGUUCAAGCGGCUGGAGAACUGCACGGUGGUGGAGGGCUACCUACAGAUCCUCCUCAUCAACGACAAGACCAACAACAUCCACCAGGAAGUCUUCCGCUCCCUCAGCUUCCCAAAGCUGACCGUCAUCACCGACUACCUGCUGCUGUUUCGCGUCUCGGGCCUGGACAGCCUCAGCAUGCUCUUCCCUAACCUGAGUGUCAUCCGUGGGCGCAAUCUCUUCUACAACUACGCCCUGGUGAUCUACGAGAUGACCAGCCUGAAGGACAUCGGCCUGUACAACCUGAGGAACAUCACCCGGGGAGCCAUGCGGAUUGAAAAGAACCCAGAGCUCUGCUACCUGGACUCUGUGGACUGGUCACUUAUUAUGAAUGCUGAGUUCAACAACGUUAUCAAUGGGAAUAAGAAGGCAAAGGAGUGCGACAAUGUCUGCCCAGGCAUCAUGGAGGAUAACCCUCUUUGUCAGAGGACGUCGUUCAAGGACAACUAUGACUACCGCUGUUGGACCUCCAACCAGUGCCAGAAAGUAUGCCCAGAACACUGCAAGCUCGCCUGCACAGACAAGGGGGAGUGUUGCCACAGCCAGUGUCUGGGCAGCUGCUCUGAACCCAACAACGACAUGGCCUGCUCCGCCUGCCUCCACUACCACCACGAGGGUCGCUGUGUGCCAGACUGUCCCCCCGACACUUACAAGUUUGAGGGCUGGCGCUGCAUCACCAUGGACCUGUGCUCUCAAGUGCACCUGCCCGGUGACACUCACUUUGUCAUCCACGGGGGAGAAUGCAUGCCCGACUGCCCCUCUGGCUUCACACGCAACGAGACUAAUCGCAUGUUAUGCAGUGCCUGCAAUGGCCCGUGCGACAAGCCCUGCACAUCCCCAGUCAUUGACUCUGUGGAUGCUGCUCAGUCCCUGAAGGACUGCACCGUCAUCGAAGGAAAUCUGGACAUCAACAUCCGCCGUGGAAAUAACAUUGCGUCUGAGCUGGAGAGCUUCAUGGGAUUGAUCCAGCGAGUGACGGGCUAUGUGAAGAUUCGACACUCCCACGCACUUGGCUCGCUGUCCUUCCUCAAGAGCCUGCGUUACAUCAAUGGGCAGGAACUCAUCGACAACAUGUAUUCGUUCUCCGCCAUCAACAACCAGCAUCUGCAGUACCUGUGGGACUGGAAUCAGCACAACCUGACGAUCCUGAAUGGACGUCUCUUCUUUCGCCUGAACCCUAAACUCUGCAUGUCUGAGAUCCACAAAAUGUGGGAUAAGACAGGCAUAACCGUGAAGCCAGAGGAGGGUGAUUUCCGUAACAACGGCGAAAGAGCCAGCUGUGAAAGUCAUAUCUUGAAGAUCAAGUCGAACAUCACAUCAAGCCACACGAUCAGGAUGACAUGGGAGCGCUACCAGCCACCGGGCUACAGGGACCUUAUCAGCUUCAUAGUCUACUACAAAGAGUCCCCUUUCCAGAACAUCACAGAGUUUGACGGCCAGGACGGCUGUGGCUCAAACAGCUGGCACAUGGUGGAUGUGGAUCUCCCUCAGGAUGAAAACACUGACCCAAAAGUCAGUCUUCUGCACCUCAAGCCCUGGACCCAGUAUGCUAUUUUUGUGAAGGCCAUUACCCUGCAGGUGGAGGACAAACACAUCACUGGUGCAAAGAGUGAUAUAAUCUACAUUCGCACACGCCCGUCGCUGCCGUCGAUGCCCAAAGAGGCCCGUGCAUUUGCCAACUCCUCAACCAAGCUUGUGGUGAAAUGGUCCCCACCAGCUUUUCCCAACGGCAACCUGACCUACUACCUGGUCCGCUGGCAGCAGCAGCCUGAAGACAGAGAGCUCUACCAACAUAACUACUGCUCCAAAGAGCUGAAGAUCCCAAUCCGUAUCCCAGCCACGGGGCUCACAGACAUGGAAGAGAACACCAAGCCCACCAAGUCUGACCUGGCGGGGGCAGAGAAGGGCCCGUGCUGCGCUUGCCAGAAGACCCCCGAGGAGAAGGACCGGGAGAAGGACGACCGCGUCUUUUUUAAAGUUUUUGAGAACUUCCUCCACAACGCCAUCUUUCUGCCAAGACCUCCGGAUCGUCGACGCAGAGAUGUUUUUGGUGUGGCGAAUAACACAAGGUUUCAUGAGGGCGUUGGUAGGGGGAACACCACCCUUGGCCCCGGGGAUAACAGCACAGAUGGCAUUCCUCCUAUCAAGGAGUACCCUUUCUCAGAGGACAAGAGCACAGCAGAAAAUUUAGAGAUCCCCAACCUGCGGCCCUUCACCGUCUACCGCAUCGACCUCCAUGCCUGCAACGAGGAGGUGGGGCGCUGCAGUGCUGGAGCCUUCGUCUUCUCCAGGACCAAACCUGCAGUCAGAGCAGAUGACAUCCCUGGGAAGGUGGUCUACGAGAGGAGUGACAAGGUUGAGGGUUGUGUGGUGCUGCACUGGCCAGAGCCAAUCAUGCCCAACGGCCUCAUCCUGAUGUACGAGAUCAAGUUCCGUCUGGGGACUGAGCCUGAGAAACACGAGUGUGUGUCGCGGCAGCACUACCGCGAGCACAGAGGCGCUCGGCUGACCAACCUGGGCUCAGGGAAUUACUCUGCUCGUGUGCGUGCCACUUCACUAGCCGGGAACGGCUCCUGGACGGAGAGCGUGUCCUUCUACGUGCCUCCACCCAAACGAGACGAUGGUGUUACGUUCUACUUGGUCAUCAUCAUUCCCAUCAUCGUCACAGUCUUCAUUGCCAGCCUCACCACCAUUCUCUUCUUUGUGAACAAAAAGAGGAAUAGCGACAGAUUGGGGAACGGAGUCCUUUAUGCGUCCGUCAACCCAGAGUACUUCAGUGCUGCAGAGAUGUACGUCCCAGACGAGUGGGAGGUGGCCAGGGAGAAGAUCACCAUGCACAGGGAGCUGGGCCAGGGCUCGUUCGGCAUGGUGUACGAAGGCAUCGCCAAGGGAGUGGUCAAGGACGAACCUGAGACACGAGUGGCCAUCAAGACGGUCAACGAGUCGGCCAGCAUGAGGGAGCGCAUCGAGUUUUUGAACGAAGCCUCUGUCAUGAAGGAGUUCAACUGUCACCAUGUGGUGCGGCUGCUGGGCGUGGUCUCCCAGGGACAGCCAACCUUGGUGAUUAUGGAGCUAAUGACUCGUGGAGAUCUGAAGAGCCACCUGCGCUCUCUGCGCAAAGAAAACUCCACCAGCCAGGUCCUGCCCCCCCUCAAAAAGAUGAUCCAGAUGGCAGGGGAAAUCGCCGAUGGCAUGUCAUACCUAAAUGCCAACAAAUUUGUCCACAGAGAUCUGGCUGCCAGGAACUGCAUGGUAGCUGAGGACUUCACUGUGAAGAUUGGAGAUUUUGGCAUGACCAGAGAUAUUUAUGAGACGGAUUACUAUCGAAAAGGAGGGAAGGGCCUGCUGCCUGUCCGCUGGAUGUCUCCAGAGUCGCUGAAAGAUGGCGUGUUCACUACAAUGUCUGAUGUCUGGUCAUUUGGUGUCGUGCUGUGGGAGAUCGCCACCCUAGCAGAACAGCCUUACCAGGGCAUGUCCAACGAACAAGUGCUGCGCUUUGUCAUGGAGGGAGGACUCUUGGACAAACCUGACAACUGCCCUGACAUGCUGUUUGAGCUGAUGAGGAUGUGCUGGCAGUAUAACCCCAAGAUGCGUCCGUCCUUCCUGGAGAUCAUCAGCAGCAUCAAAGAUGAACUGGAUCCUCCCUUCAGGGAAAUGAGCUUCUUCUACAGCGAGGAGAACAAGCCGCCAGACACCGAGGAGCUGGACAUGGAGGUAGAAAACAUGGAGAACAUUCCACUGGACCCUGCAUCCACCAGGCAGCCGUCUGCAGCUGCCGCCGCCCCCUUGUCGGGCUGUACAGGAGGGACGCCGCCUCCCUCUACCCAGCAGUUAUCCCCCAUGCAAGGCCCGAGUACUCCAUUACUGGGACCUGUGUCUCCCUCCUCCCCGGGCCCGGUCGCCUCAGCCUUGGCGUCUCCAGGCCAGGCCUUGGACAAGCACUCAGGACAUGUUUCGGCCAACGGGCCCGUGGUGGUGUUGCGGCCCAACUUUGACGAGAUGCAACCCUAUGCACACAUGAACGGGGGCAGAAAGAACGAACGGGCGUUACCACUGCCCCAGUCGUCGGCCUGCUGAUAUCAGACCAGCCCCUCCUCCUCCUCCUCUUACACAGGGUAACACAAACCUCUCCUCCAUCUCUUACGGAGGGAUGGAUGAGGUAGGAAACGACUUUUUCUACUGUGUGCCAGUAGAUGGCCUCUCCACUCCUUUAAGGUCAAACAUGAACUCUAAAAACUGAAAAAUAGCACAGAAACCUGCUAAAGCAUUUGGAGUUUGGUGGCGCAGACUCGACACUGGGGAACUCCUUCCUGUGCAGCCUGUACUUCGGUCUUUGUUGCAUCGGUCCUUCGAGGAGGACAACAAUACAGGCUUGUAUCCUGACUUACAGAUA
Messenger RNA from Chelmon rostratus (copperband butterflyfish), 4587 nucleotides. RefSeq names its product insulin-like growth factor 1a receptor (gene igf1ra). Gene Ontology annotation, biological process: positive regulation of phosphatidylinositol 3-kinase/protein kinase B signal transduction; glucose homeostasis; positive regulation of kinase activity. The transcript is spliced from 21 exons. Gene Ontology annotation, cellular component: insulin receptor complex; axon; membrane. The record is from RefSeq and is a predicted model, not a curated record. Bases 12 to 4271 code for a protein of 1419 amino acids. Gene Ontology annotation, molecular function: phosphatidylinositol 3-kinase binding; ATP binding; insulin receptor activity. NCBI's taxonomy places the organism in Eukaryota, Metazoa, Chordata, Actinopteri, Chaetodontiformes, Chaetodontidae.